Salvelinus namaycush (lake trout) is the source of this 5841-nucleotide messenger RNA. RefSeq names its product T-lymphoma invasion and metastasis-inducing protein 1-like. Lineage: Eukaryota; Metazoa; Chordata; Actinopteri; Salmoniformes; Salmonidae. Gene Ontology annotation, cellular component: synapse; cytosol; plasma membrane. Gene Ontology annotation, biological process: activation of GTPase activity; positive regulation of axonogenesis; small GTPase-mediated signal transduction. The record is from RefSeq and is a predicted model, not a curated record. The transcript has 5 exons. Gene Ontology annotation, molecular function: guanyl-nucleotide exchange factor activity. The coding region runs from base 193 to 1314 and encodes 373 amino acids.
CUCUCCCCCUACCUUCCUCCUCCCUCUCUCUAUCUCUCUCCCCCUACCUUUGUCUCCAUCUCUCUCCAUCUUCCAGUGUUCAAGACUGCGGUGGUCUUUGUGUACAGAGAUCGCUCCAAGCAGAGGAAGAAGCUUGGCGGGUCUCAUCGUCCUGCUGUGUCAGAUGACAGAGUCCCGUUCCUUUUCCGUCACAUGAUCUCAACAGACGCCCUACAAGUCCGCGCCCUCACAAACUCCGAGGGUACAGCGGUGUGUGAGAUAGUUCACGUGAGGUCAGAGUCUGAGGGGAGACCAGAGAGAACCUUUCACCUGUGCUGCAGUUCUGUGGAGAGUAAGAAGGACUUCCUGAAGACAGUCCACUCCAUCCUGAGGGAUAAACAACGACGUCAGCUGAUGAAGACUGAGUCUCUACCUCCCAACCAGCAGUAUGUCCCCUUCGGAGGAAAACGCCUCUGUAACCUCAAGGGAAACAGACCGGCAAUGAACAGAGCAGUCUCAGCCCCGUCUCGGACCCUUGGUCGCAGGAAGCUGGUUAGGAACCGAUUCAUCAUUGACACCGACCUCGUUCUCCAUGACAACCACGAAGACUCUGACUCUAACCCCUCCCACUCUACCCAUGACCAUUCCCACCAGCCUCCACAUUCCCAUAACCUCCUGCCUCCUACCCAGAAGCCUCAGCAGCGGACGCUGGUGGUGACUGGAGGCGACACGGACCGCUGGGUGGAGGAACAGUUCGACCUGGGUUGCUACGAUGACCAGGGAGGAGUGACGGGGGAGGAGAGGAGGAUGGAGGGAGGGAUAGAGGGAAGGAUGGAGGGAGGGAUAGAGGGAAGGAUGGAGGUGAAAGAGACGGACAUUCUGAGCGACGAUGAUGAGUACUGCAAGUCAGUCAGGGCUUCGUCAGCCGAAUCCAGCCUCCUGGAGGAGAGGAUGGAGGGAGCAACUCUAGAGGAGAGGAACAAAGACCAGGACAGAGGGGUAGAAGAGGAGGCGGAGGAGGCGGAGGGAAAGAAAGACGAGAGGAGACAGAACGGAGAGGUAGAGGAAGAGAGGAGGACCUCCCAGGGCAUUUUCCAAGAGGCCGAGGGGGGUGAAAGGGGUGAGUUACAGGUAGACUCUGACUCCCCCGUCCCUCCCCCCUCACGGUCCCCCGCACCCCCGGCGAAGCUUACCCCCCUCAGGAAGCAAUGGGCCGCGGAGGGCGUGGCCGGGAAGCAGUGUUCCGUGGAGCGAGUGGCCGAGAGGGACCACUGUGAUGUCAUCUGGGUGCGACGCGAAGACUAUGCCAACGGAGGGAACAACGACGUCUUCUGAGACUGAGGAACGGAUGAACAACAGAAAGAGAGGAAGAGAAGAGAUCAACGCCUUCUAGGGAGAAGAGGAUAUGACACACGGCAUAUGACAGACGGGAUAUGACAGACGGGACAUGACACAUGGCAUAUGACAGACGGGAUAUGACAGAUGGGACAUGACAGACGGGAUAAGACAGACGGGACAUGACAGACGGGAUAAGACAGACGGGACAUGACAGACGGGACAAGACAGACAGGACAAGACAGACAGGAUAUGACAGACGGGAUAUGACAGAGAGGAUAUAACAGACAGGAUAUGACAGACGGGAUAUAACAGACGGGAUAAGACAGACGGGACAAGACAGACAGGAUAUGACAGACGGGAUAUGACAGACAGGAUAUAACAGACAGGAUAUGACAGACGUGAUAUAACAGACGGGAUAUGACAGAUGGGAUAUGACAGACGGGAUAUGACAGACGGGAUAUGACAGACGGGAUAAGACAGACGGGCUAAAACAGAUGGGCUAAGACAGACGGGACAUGACAGACGGGAUAAGACAGAUGGGCUAAAACAGACGGGCUAAGACAGACGGGAUAAGACAGACGGGAUAUGACAGACGGGAUAAGACAGACGGGAUAUGACAGACGGGAUAAGACAGACGGGCUAAAACAGAUGGGCUAAGACAGACGGGAUAUGACAGACGGGAUAAGACAGACGGGACAUGACAGAUGGGAUAUGACAGACGGGAUAAAACAGAUGGGAUAUGACAGACGGGAUAUGACAGACAGGACACAAAUGUGACUGCUGAGUUCGUUCACACAAGCUUUAAAUAGGAGGUUUUCGAGGAGGGAUGAAGGACCCUUGUCGAUGUUAAACUCUAUCUCCUCUCACCGCUCCACGGGUGUAUUCCCCAGGAACCAAACAGGGAGGGACUAACCUGAACUUUGUCCAAUAAAGAAACACUCAUUUUCAUUUACGAAACGUUUUUUCCAUUACAAAACGAUUUGCACUAAUGAAUACAACCCCCGUCGCUCACCUUCUCCUGACAAUCCUACUGUCUUCUACUCGGCGACAGACUCACAGGCUCACAAUGCCUCAACUGAACUGCUAUCAGAUGGGAGAGAGAGGCCGCACACGCAAACACACUGGACUAUGAUCUUGUUGCCAAAAAAAAAAAAAAAAAAAAGUUUAUUUUUCAAACGCAGGAGUGACGGGUCAUAUUUUUGCUUCUCUGACUUAGAAACGGUGUUUGUUUGUUUGUUUUGUAACACUCAAGGGCUGUGUGUAACUUCGAAAACCUUGUCUGCAUCUCAGAUGCUACCGUACCGUGUACCCUUUUUAGUGCACUGUUCACCCUGGACCCAUAGGGUUCUGAUCCUAAACCUUGUCUUCAGGGGCUACAGACUGCUGUGUAAUAUACGACAUAGAGAUAGAUAGAGGACACAACUUGGAUAUAAUUACAAAGAUGAGAUCUCUUUCCAUCUCUAUGGUGUACAACCCUGCUAGCUUUACCGCGCUUAUACUCUUCUGCUCUAUAUCGGCUGCUGAUAGAACUCAGAGCAACUGUCCAGGCACAAUUAUAGCGUAUUGUCUUUUCUAAAAUAACAUUUUUAUUCACGUCUACCAACGUAUUUGUUCAAAUCUUGAUUUUGUUGACUAUGGGGGGAAAAAAUGAACUAAACAAUUAUUUUUUUUGUUUUUAUUUCUGUUUACAUGACAGCCAGUGUUACUCACUCCCUGACCCUCGCAUGGGACAGGAUAUGACAUCAUAAUAGUAAUAAUAUUACUUCCUGUUUUACUUGAAUUUUCUUUGGAGUUAUGUUUGAAAGGAAAAUGUUUGACAAAACACCGGCUGUUACUGACUGCAAAGCAGGAUCAAUGAAUUAGCAGGAUCAAUGAAUUAGCAGGAUCAAGGAAUUAGCAGGAUCAAUGAAUUAGCAGGAUCAAGGAAUUAGCAGGAUCAAUGAAUUAGCAGGAUCAAUGAAUUAGCAGGAUCAAGGAAUUAGCAGGAUCAAUGAAUUAGCAGGAUCAAUGAAUUAGCAGGAUCAAGGAAUUAGCCAGCUGACGUUGAUUACAAGAAAACCAUAAUUUUUCUGGUUCAUUAAGAAAGCUAAACUUAGAUCUUUGUUUUUGGUUCUUGAGUAAAUUAGACCAUAAUGCCCAUUUCAAGCUUAUCUUUAAAGUAAGAAGUUAUUUCAGAACAUUUAGGCAAGUAAGCUGGAUAACUCAAUAAAUAUGCUUUGUAGUAUACCCAUCUGGACUGCUGCCAAUGUCGACCCUACUACUGUGUCAUGCUGCCUUCAAAAUGCUCCUCAGAACUGGGAAAUACAAGGUUCCCGACUGGGAACUAAAUAGUUGAACGACCCUGCCAAGUCGGACUUCCAAGUGGAAAAAGUCUGAGGUAAUUUUGAUACCCCGAGUUUACGAGUUGUGAUGUUUCGUCACUGACCUUUCAAUGAAAAGAUAAAAAACAAAUAAACAUUUUGACAUCGUCUAACUCACUGUAUCAAUGUGGAUAAUGCUGCUAGUUUGACAAUAUUAUCAACAUUAAGAAAGCUAGUCAACUUUAUCAUUAUAAAUGUUAGCUAGCUCAUCUAGCUAGCUAAAAUCUCAUUGGUUAAAGAAUUGUUUCCGAAUUCAAAAGCAAUUGAACAAAGUAAUGUCAGACUUACGACUUUCUAAUUUAAAUGUUUCAGUUCCAACGAGCAUUAGCUUCUGACUAGCUCUUAGAGGAGUUAGCAUUAGCUUCUGACUAGCUCUUAGAGGAGUUAGCAUUAGCUUCUGACUAGCUCUUAGAGGAGUUAGCAUUAGCUUCUGACUAGCUCUUAGAGGAGUUAGCAUUAGCUUCUGACUAGCUCUUAGAGGAGUUAGCAUUAGCUUCUGACUAGCUCUUAAAGGAGUUAGCAUUAGCUUCUGACUAGCUCUUAAAGGAGUUAUCCUUAGCUUCUGUUUCCUCUUGUGGUUGUACGACAAGUCACAAUCAAGGCAGCACGCAAAGCAAAGACGAAAACGUUUUUCGAACACUCAGACCCCUGUUCUUCUUUUGGUUUUGCACUAUGGAAGCCCCGCCUCAUCAGUCCUCCAGAACCAAAACAAAACAACCGCUGGGUCCUCUCUGCUGGGUGGAAAUAGAAACUAAAGACUGUUCCUUUUGAAGUAGAACAAACCUCCCCUGGUUACCAGAUACGUGUAGCGUACCACAAAGCGGGAUCGAUGAGUUAACCGGCUAACUUGCCUAAAUAUUCUGAAAUAACAUUACUUAUUUUAAAAAGACAAGGUUGAAAUGGGCAUAGUCUAACUGAACCAAUAACUAAAAAACACAUUUUAAAGUUUAGCUUUCUUAUUAAUAAACCAGAAAAUCUAUAUUUAUUUCUGGUUGUUUAUUUAAAGUUAGCUGUUGAACUCAUUGAUCCUGCUUUGUUUACCUCUUCUGGAUUAGUUGCCAGAUCUUUUUGUUGUUGUCAUGUCAAACAGAAUGAUAUUUAUCUACAAAUGAGCAAAGCUAUAACAACAACAAAAAAGUUUGAAAGUUUGAAAUCUGAAAAAAAAAAAAACAGCUCUUUUGUUGUCUGUUUACAUUUGACAUUUUGGUCAUUUAACAGAUGCUCUUAUCCAGAGUAACUUCCUGUCUAUUCCCACCCGGGGAUCUAUGUCCUAAUUCCUCACUAGGCUUUCUCUCCCACACUGUCUUGUUCUAUGGCUAUCUAAUACUCGUGGCACAAAACACAGAAUACUGUAUAUCUCAAAAAAAAGAAAAAAGAACACAGACUUAUUUAUGGAUGUAUUCAAACUGCACUUCUACUCAACCGUGGGACAGAAUUACAUGGAACUGAGAGACUGUUUGAUCAACACAACACAUAUAUCCGGGAUUAAACAGGAACCGGGGUUUUAACUGCACAAUAUACAUUCAUAGGGGUUCUAUAACCGCUAGAGCUUCUAUAACAAGAAAACACUCUGGCUCCAGUUAUAGCUUAUAUACUGUAUAUAUAUAUAUAUAUAUAUAACAAGGACCCCCGAGUUGUUCCUUGUUAGUUGACACAAUCGUGCAGAUAAAACUCCUGGCUCCGAGUUAGCAAUGAGACCUAUAUGCAGGAUGUUCAGGAAUGCUGGACUUAAAAACACAACUAAUAGUAGUUGUUGUUGUUGAUAGAGUUGUUAGCGUUAGCACACACGGCAAAUCAAUGAUCUUUUAAUAACUCCUAGGACCUAUACUACUACUACUACUGUUACUACCCCUGAUGCAUCCCAAACCGUACCCUAUCCCCUAUAUAGUGUAAUACUUUUGCCCAGUUCCCCGUAGGGCUCUGGUCUAAAGUAGUGGGUAUAGGGUAUAGGGUAGUGUUUAUUGGGACGUAAACAUUGUGAAGUACAAUCGCUGGUCUAGAGCUGAAUCUUGUGACUUCCUUUGACUUUCCCCUCUUUUUUUUGUAUUUUGCCAUUUUCUUUUGUAAACUGUGUUCGUAAAUAGGACUGCCGAUUACCAUUAAUAUAACUAUUAUUAUUAUUACUAUUGUUAUUAUUAUUAAAAAAAUUACAUUUCUUAUCGGA